CCAAAAAAAAAAAAAAAAAAAAAGAAAAAAAAAACCAACCCAACCCCACACUUAGCGGAAACUUGUCAAAGAAUGCUCCUAAAGUCUGGUUUUCUCCUGCUGCUGCUGAUCAGUGCAUCCGCAUCCUACGAAGCUGAGCAGAAUGACUCUGUGAGCCCCAGGAAAGCGCGGGUGGCAGCGCAGAACUCAGCCGAGGUGGUUCGGUGCCUGAACAGUGCCCUCCAGGUGGGCUGCGGAGCCUUCGCCUGCCUGGAGAACUCCACGUGCGACACGGACGGGAUGUACGACAUCUGCAAAUCCUUCCUCUACAGCGCUGCCAAAUUCGACACUCAGGGAAAAGCUUUCGUGAAGGAGAGCCUGAAGUGCAUCGCCAACGGCGUGACAUCCAAGGUGUUCCUGGCCAUCCGCAGGUGCUCCACCUUCCAGAGGAUGAUCUCCGAGGUGCAGGAGGAGUGCUACAGCAAGCUGGACCUGUGCGGCAUCGCCCGCCGCAACCCCGAGGCCAUCACCGAGGUGGUGCAGCUCCCAAACCACUUCUCCAACCGGUAUUACAACAAGCUGGUGAGGAGCCUGCUGGAGUGCGACGAGGACACGGUGAGCACCAUCAAGGAGAGCCUGAUGGAGAAGCUGGGGCCCAACAUGGCCAGCCUGUUCCACCUGCUGCAGAGCGACCACUGCGCCCAGGGCCACCCCCGCGCCGAGCUGCUGCGCAGGAGGCUCUCGGAGCCCCAGAAGCUGAAGCUGCUCCUCAGGAACCUGCGAGGUGAGGGCUCCACGCCCGCCCACGCCAAGCGCGGCUCCGCCGAGCGCGCCUGAGCGGGCGGGGCGGGCCGAGCACGACCAAAGCCGAGGGCUCUGCUCUAGGAGUGCUGCACCCAAAGCCAGUGGACUGUCGGUGUUUUAACCCCCAGGAGCUGGGUUUAGUUCCUUAGGGCUCGUUUAGUUAGUUCAUCUUCUCUGUUCCUCUCCAACAACACUCCUGCAUGGGUCUGUGUUCGGUGUCGCGGCUUUCCCGCCAGCCAGACGGCUCUGUCUCUUCUCUUCCCCUCAAAAAAAUCUGUUAUCCCCAAAAAUCUUUGUCUUUAGCAGAUCCCUACAGUGGUUGGGCCUUCAGGCACCAAACUCCCAGCGUUUGGAGGCUGAGUUUUGUCCCAAACCGUUGUGCUGACAGCGCCCGGGCCUGGAGGUUGGGCACCGAGGGGAGGAGCUGGUCCUCUCCUGCAGGUGACAAAAGAUGCACUAAAAACUCCCCCACACCCCAAAACCACCCGUGGGAUUCACGUCAUGAAUCCGUGCUGGCCAUGGACGAACAUGGAUGUCACCUUCCUGGUCCUGUAGUGUCACCCUCAGUCCUAACCCUCCCAGCAGAGCGCUGUGAACACGUUUAAGUCAGGAUUUACCAAACUCGCUGCGUGGUUUAGUCAGCAGAGCUGGUGCAAAACGAGCUCAAAGCACCCCACAAAGCCCAAAGCAGGAGAGGGACGUGUUCCACCCUGGAAAGAGGCUGUGGCUGGAGCUGGUCAGGAGGUCCCAUAAUUGUGUGUUGUAUUUCAAAGCUCACAUCUCUGUACUGUAUUUAACUGCCUGAAGCUUUAAACCAAGCCUAACAGAAACAAAGCCUGUCUUAAGAUUAGAGUAUUAAAGGCCUUGCUCUAACUGUGGUAUAAA
Molecule: messenger RNA, 1668 nt
Organism: Serinus canaria (Common canary)
Lineage: Eukaryota; Metazoa; Chordata; Aves; Passeriformes; Fringillidae
Gene: STC1
Product: stanniocalcin 1
Exons: 4
Coding region: 73-816 (247 amino acids)
Biological process (GO): intracellular calcium ion homeostasis
Cellular component (GO): extracellular region
Molecular function (GO): hormone activity
Source: RefSeq, a predicted model, not a curated record